AGGGGAAGGAGGAGAAGGAGGGGAAGGAGGAGAUGGGGAGGAUCAGAUAAUUUCAAGAAUUGAUGAAAACUCCGUGAGGUUAUAUAUCCAAGGGAAGCCUAUUGUACUGCAAAUACCAAAACAUCUAGAAACAUCAUACGAGUUGUCUAAUGAACUUGAAGCUCCAUCCCUGUCUCCUAGUGUAAACUGGGUUUAUGGGUACAGAGGGAAGGAUACAAGAUCCAACCUAUGGAGUCUGCCUGAGACAGGAGAAAUAUUGUACUUUACCGCCAGUAUUGCAGUACUGUACAGUCCGGAGUCUCAUGUACAGCGGCACUACCGUGGACACACAGACGAUAUAGAGUGCUUGUCUAUACACCCACAGCUGCCUCUUGUAGCUAGCGGUCAAGGAGUAGGCACAAAUUCAUCAGAACUAGAUGGAAGUCAUGUUCAGGUCUGGAAUUAUGAAAACUUAAAUCUUAUUCAUAUUCUGGGGAUCGGAGAAUUUGAAAAUAAGAUCACAUGUUUGGCAUUCUCAGUACAAAAUGCCGAAGGAGAAUCUAAACUAGCAGUAGUAGACGGGGCAAAACAGCCGAAUAUAUCUGUUUGGUCCAAGUUUGAGCUAGCACAGAUUGCUCCAAGGAAACUAACCGCUUCCACUGCAUCCUCGGAUAAGGUGCUGUCUGUACGGUUCUACGACAAACGGCAAAAUAUUCUGGUGACUGUUGGGAAAGCACAUAUGAAUAUCUGGUCUAUUGAAGGUGAUAUUCUGAUGAGACGCCAAGGAUUAUUUACCAAGAAAAUUGAUCGUCCGAAGUAUGUUAUCUGCGUGGCCUUCGCAGCUUCAGGAGAGAUAUUGACGGGGGACAGUGAGGGAAAUAUUAUGGUUUGGAGAAGUGUUAAGGUCACAAGGGUUCUUAAGGGCGCGCAUACUGGUCCUGUAUCAGAUAUUUGUGUGCUUGAAGAUGGAUCGUUUAUCUCUGGAGGGGUUUCUGAUGGUACACUAUGUAUAUUCAACAGUACAUACGAGCUAAUAGGGGUCGGAGCCACUCUACCCGACCAGUUUGGAGGGGUGAGGAGAAUAUUAAAGAAAUCCUUUAAGAAAAUUGAAGAAACUAGAACAAUUCAUCUUAUAAUAGGAACUACCACCAACAGUAUUGUAGAGGGAAUGCUGCGUGUUGUAGAGGGAAAUACUGAAGUACAGGACUGGGAAGUAGAUCGAGUAGUUCUAGGGCAUUAUCAGGAGGUCUGGGGGCUUGCUGCCCAUCCUACCAGGGAUAUGUUCAUGACUGCAGGUUAUGAUGGAAAUGUAAUACUGUGGGAUGCCGUGGCUCAUGUAGAUCGCUGGGUGGUUCAAAUAAGUGGACAGGCCCGAUGUGUUGAUAUAUCGCCUAAUGGUGAAGUUUAUGCUGUUGGAACACUAGGAGGAGUUCUUCAUGUGGGACUCAUGGAAACAAAGGAGCAUAUGAUUAUGAAACAUGACGAAGGGCUAAAUACUCUCAAGUUUAGUCCUAGUGGAGAAUAUCUUGCUGUAGGUUCUCAUGACAUGAAGAUCCAUGUGUACAAGCUAGGGGAGAAGGGUAUUGAAGAUAUUUCAAAGAUUAGUGAAUGUGUUGGGCAUUCCAGCUACAUCAGGUUCCUAGAUUGGUCAGCUAACUCAUUGUACAUACGAAGUGUAUCUGGAGACUAUGAGCUGCUGUUCUGGAAUCCUACAACUGGAGAUCAAGUUCUAGAUCUGGAAAUCAUGGCAAAUAUUGACUGGAUAUCACAAUCAUGCUCAAUAUCAUUCGAGACACUAGGUAUCUGGUAUGAUCGGUCAGCUGAUGGGACGGAUAUAAACUGCUGUGCAAAAUCUAACCAGCCCGACCUGCCAGCCAUACUAGCGGUCGGCGACGACAUGGGCAAAGUUAAGCUGUACAAAUAUCCAGCUGUACAAUACAAAACCGGUUAUAUUGAUCUGAUCGGACACAGUGCGCAUGUUACAAAUGUCGUAUUUCCUCUAAACCGCGGUUUAGUGUCGACGGGAGGUAGAGAAAAUAGUAUUAUUCAAUGGGACUUGUAAAUUCUACAUGCUUGAUAAGCAUAGAUCAAUUAAAAAUUUAAAAAUAUUGUUAUAAAAUUGAUAUUUUAUGUGCUGUAGUGAGAACAAGAAAACUAUGGAA
Eurytemora carolleeae is the source of this 2141-nucleotide messenger RNA. RefSeq names its product echinoderm microtubule-associated protein-like 1. The transcript has 20 exons. Gene Ontology annotation, biological process: microtubule cytoskeleton organization. The coding region runs from base 719 to 2041 and encodes 440 amino acids. Gene Ontology annotation, cellular component: mitotic spindle. NCBI's taxonomy places the organism in Eukaryota, Metazoa, Arthropoda, Copepoda, Calanoida, Temoridae. The record is from RefSeq and is a predicted model, not a curated record. Gene Ontology annotation, molecular function: microtubule binding.